Messenger RNA from Talpa occidentalis (Iberian mole), 2220 nucleotides. It is a transcript of the gene BARHL2, whose product is annotated as BarH like homeobox 2. NCBI's taxonomy places the organism in Eukaryota, Metazoa, Chordata, Mammalia, Eulipotyphla, Talpidae. The record is from RefSeq and is a predicted model, not a curated record. Bases 283 to 1458 code for a protein of 391 amino acids. Gene Ontology annotation, cellular component: nucleus. Gene Ontology annotation, molecular function: DNA-binding transcription factor activity, RNA polymerase II-specific; RNA polymerase II transcription regulatory region sequence-specific DNA binding. Gene Ontology annotation, biological process: regulation of transcription by RNA polymerase II. The transcript is spliced from 3 exons.
UUAAUUUUUUUAAUAACUUUCUCCCGGGUCUUCCUUUCUCCCGGCUCCUACUUUUUGCAUAAAGGGGAGCAAAGUUGUGUUGCAAGUGCCCACCGACUGCCACGUCCCGCUUAGCCUCCAUCCCUCCCAGCCCCACUUGGUUUUGUGUUUUGUUUUGUUUUGUUUUUUAAUUGAAAGCGGCGACGCUACCGCUCGGUGUUUAUUUUGUUUCACGCCCGCUAGCUUCGCGUGCUCGGUGCCGGCGGCGGCGGGGCGGCGGAGCGGCGUGGACCUCAUGUAGAAAUGACAACAAUGGAAGGGGCCAGCGGGUCGAGUUUUGGAAUAGACACGAUUUUGUCCAGUGCCAGCUCGGGCAGCCCCGGCAUGAUGAAUGGAGAUUUCCGCCCGCUCGGCGAGCCCAGGACCGCGGAUUUUAGGAGUCAGGCCACUCCAUCCCCCUGUUCGGAGAUUGAUACCGUAGGAACGGCGCCUUCUUCUCCCAUCUCGGUCACCAUGGAGCCCCCGGAGCCGCACCUGGUAGCAGACGGGUCCCAGCACCACCACCAUCUCCACCACGGCCAACAGCCACCGCCCGUCGCGGCCCCCACGCAAAGUUUGCAGCCUUCGCCGCAACAGCAGCCGCCGCCACCGCAGCAGCAGCAACAGCAGCAGCAGCAGCAGCCCCCGACCCAGCAGCUCGGCUCUGCCGCCUCGGCCCCCAGGACUUCCACCUCUUCUUUUUUAAUUAAGGACAUCUUGGGCGACAGCAAACCUCUGGCGGCGUGUGCACCCUACAGCACCAGCGUCUCCUCUCCUCACCACACCCCCAAGCAGGAGAGCAACGCAGCACACGAGAGCUUCAGGCCAAAGCUCGAGCAGGAGGACAGCAAGACCAAACUCGACAAGCGGGAAGAUUCCCAGAGCGACAUCAAAUGCCACGGAACAAAGGAAGAAGGAGACCGGGAGAUCACAAGCAGCCGGGAGAGUCCCCCUGUGAGAGCCAAAAAGCCCCGAAAAGCCAGGACGGCUUUUUCUGACCACCAACUCAAUCAACUGGAACGUAGCUUUGAGCGGCAGAAGUACCUGAGUGUGCAGGACCGCAUGGACCUAGCAGCUGCGCUCAACCUCACUGACACCCAGGUCAAGACCUGGUACCAGAAUCGCAGGACUAAGUGGAAGCGGCAGACGGCCGUGGGCCUGGAGCUGCUGGCCGAGGCGGGGAACUACUCAGCGCUGCAGAGGAUGUUUCCGUCGCCUUAUUUCUACCACCCGAGCCUGCUGGGCAGCAUGGACAGCACUACCGCGGCGGCGGCAGCCGCAGCCAUGUACAGCAGCAUGUACCGGACUCCUCCCGCGCCCCACCCCCAGCUGCAGCGGCCCCUGGUGCCCCGAGUGCUCAUCCACGGCCUGGGGCCCGGGGGCCAGCCCGCCCUCAACCCCUUAUCCAACCCCAUCCCAGGAACCCCGCACCCCCGGUGAAGAAAGAGCAGCGGCGUGGCGGCCCCUCCCCACCCCCUCCCCAGCUCGGACGGCGGCCCCUCCUCUCCCGGCGCCGAGCUCCGCGGCCGACCCGGAGCCGACCCGGGCGGAAAGUGAGAGGAAGACUCUCGGCCGCGGGCCGGGCCGGGGCGGGGCGGGGCAGGCGGGGCCGGCCCUGCGUUCUGCAUCUCCCCUCCCCGGAGACGGGGCUGAAGCGCCUCCGCAGUGUGACUGGCGGGAACGCUGAACCCACACAGAGUGCGAGCAGUAAGUUUUAAAACGGCAACAAAAACAGAACCUCAAGUUCUUUUUAAAAAUGACUUUAGGGACAAGCAGAGGGGAGGGGGGAGGGGCGAGGAGGGCAGGAAGAAGGCGCGGAGAGCGACCAGCACAGGCAGAGAGAAGAGUAGACGGACGGACAGACCCGGAUUCCGAGGCAGAGGGCGUUGCCGUGGACACCCCGUCUGCCCCAGAGAAAAGAGGAGGGUAACUGAGAACUUUGCACUGAUUUCUCAUGACCUUUUUUCGUUUGGAAAAGUGGCAUGCUCCAUAAUAUGAAAAAAAAAUGUACAUUUGAAAGACUGAGUGAUAAGUGAUAUAUCAUAUUUAUUAUAUGUCGUCCAAAAAAGAGUCACUUAUAUACGUUAGUAAAACAUUUUUCUUUUCAUGUCUUUUUGAUUCAGUAAAAUAAAUGCUUAGACAAAAAUAUAGAUUUUUUUGUGAUUGAAAAUUACAAAAAUAAAGUUUAUCUUUUUUUAACAA